Molecule: messenger RNA, 1339 nt
Organism: Eublepharis macularius
Lineage: Eukaryota; Metazoa; Chordata; Lepidosauria; Squamata; Eublepharidae
Gene: ICA1L
Product: islet cell autoantigen 1 like
Exons: 11
Coding region: 1-1239 (412 amino acids)
Biological process (GO): regulation of transport
Cellular component (GO): Golgi apparatus
Molecular function (GO): protein domain specific binding
Source: RefSeq, a predicted model, not a curated record
AUGGACACGUACAAGCAGCACAAUCCAGAAGACCAGUCAGUAGUUAGCAAAAUGCAGAAGAAAUACUGGAAAACAAAACAAGUCCUAAUUAAAGUUACUGGAAAGAAAGAAGAUGAACACGUGGUAGCGUCUGAUGCAGAGUUAGAUGCCAAACUAGAGGUUUUCCAUACCAUUCAGAUGACUUGCACAGAUCUUCUGAAGACAAUUGAAAAAUACCAGCAAAGACUUAAUGCUAUUUCUGAGCAAGAAAAUGAGCUAGGGCUCUUCUUAAAGUUUCAGGCAGACCGAGGUGAUGUUCAAAUUGUCAGAAUGAUUGAUGCCACUGGCAAGGCCCUCUGUUCGUCUUCCCAGCAAAGGCUGGCUCUCUGUACUCCUUUGUCCCGCCUUAGAAAAGAACUUGAAACAUUUAGUCAGCAGGCUGUAACUGACACCUUGUUAACAAUCAAUCGAAUGGAGCAGGCCCGCACAGAGUACAGAGGGGCUUUACUGUGGAUGAAGGAUGCGUCCCAGGAAUUGGACCCUGAUGCCUGCAAGCAAAUGGAGAAGUUCAAAAAGGUUCAAAUGCAGGUGAGAAAUACCAAAACUCAGUUUGACAAACUGAAGAUGGAUGUUUGUCAGAAGGUAGACCUUCUAGGAGCUAGCCGCUGUAAUAUGCUAUCACAUUGCCUUGCUAUCUACCAGACAACUUUUUUGCAUUUCUGUAAAAAGUCAUCUCAUUCCAUAUCUGAGAUUCAUAGAAGCUUUGCGCAUCUCCACUCAAAUCAUCCUGUGAUGUCCAAGUUGCAGGCAUCUAACCAAUCUACUGCAGAAGAUAAGGAAGAUGUUGUUUCUGCCAACCUUGAUAGGUUGCCUUUGCAGACUGAAGAUGCUUCUCCUACUUUCUCAGGAGAAUUGCUGCCGACAGACUCUGCUGAAGAAUUGUUUUCUUUUCUGGAGAACAUAGCAAGUCCCCGUGCUUCAGACACUGGAAGCAGAGCACAGGAAUACCAAAAUGUGUUUGACAGCCUUUGUGUGGCUUCUCCUAUCGAGGCACCUGCUACCGAAGCAGAAUGUUUAGCAAACCCUUCUGGAUUCCUACCAUCACAGCUCCUUGAGCAAGGCCUUCAUGCUGCUGGGGGAUUAAGCAUGGAGACUAGUAGUCAAGACAUGAGAACGUGGUUUGGUGCUUUUGUAGACCUAGAUCCUCUUUCAGAUCCUGAUGCGAUUGGACGCUCAGAUGAUGAACUCCUCACUGCAUGAUUAAGAAUAGUUGAGCAGUGGAAGAAUUUGCUACUCUCCUGGAAGACCAUGGUUCCUUCUUGAAUUCUUAACCACGUGGAUUGUGGAUCCAUGGAUACAC